Lodderomyces margitis is the source of this 768-nucleotide messenger RNA. It is a transcript of the gene PUP2, whose product is annotated as proteasome core particle subunit alpha 5. The record is from RefSeq and is a predicted model, not a curated record. The transcript has a single exon. The coding region runs from base 1 to 768 and encodes 255 amino acids. Gene Ontology annotation, biological process: proteasome-mediated ubiquitin-dependent protein catabolic process. Gene Ontology annotation, cellular component: proteasome core complex, alpha-subunit complex; proteasome core complex; nucleus. NCBI's taxonomy places the organism in Eukaryota, Fungi, Ascomycota, Pichiomycetes, Serinales, Debaryomycetaceae.
AUGUUUUUAACUCGAAGUGAAUAUGAUAGAGGUGUAUCCACCUUCUCACCAGAAGGAAGACUUUUCCAAGUCGAAUAUUCACUUGAGGCAAUUAAAUUAGGAUCAACCGCAAUUGGUAUACAAACAAGCGAGGGUGUCAUUUUGGGCGUUGAGAAACGUGUUACCUCAUCUCUACUUGAAUCUUCAUCGAUUGAAAAAAUUGUUGAAGUAGAUCACCACAUAGGAUGUGCCAUGAGUGGUUUGACCGCCGAUGCAAGAUCAUUAAUAGACCAUGCUCGUGUGUCUAGUUUGACGCACAACUUGUACUACGACGAAAACAUUGGGGUUGAAAGCUUAACGCAAAGUGUUUGUGACUUGUCAUUACGAUUCGGAGAAGGUGCAGACGGUGAAAAGAGGUUGAUGUCGAGACCGUUUGGUGUUGCUUUGUUGAUCGCGGGGUUUGAUAAAGAAAAGGGCCCUCAGUUAUACCAUGCUGAGCCUUCAGGAACAUUUUACAGGUACGAUGCAAAGGCAAUUGGGUCAGGGAGUGAAGGGGCUCAAGCCGAGCUAAACAACGAAUAUCACAAGAGUUUAACAUUGAAAGAUGCUGAAUUGUUGGCUUUGAAGAUUUUAAAACAGGUUAUGGAAGAGAAGUUAGAUUGCAAGAAUGCACAAUUAGCUAGUGUUACUGAAGCAGAGGGGUUCAAGAUUUAUAGCGAUGAGAAAACGGAUGCAAUCAUAAAAGUAUUGAAUGAGCAAGCUACGGAUGAAGAUACUUUAAUGAGCUGA